Molecule: messenger RNA, 4369 nt
Organism: Oryza sativa Japonica Group (Japanese rice)
Lineage: Eukaryota; Viridiplantae; Streptophyta; Magnoliopsida; Poales; Poaceae
Source: RefSeq, a predicted model, not a curated record
CAUCUAGCAAAGACCAACGCCGCUGCCCUUUCCCCAUCGCGGCUGCUGGACCCGACGCCGCCGCCACUGCCCUUUCCCCAUCGCGCCUGCUGGACCCGACGCCGCCGCCCUUUCCCAUUGCUCCCGCUGGAGCCCAACGCCGCAGGCUGUAGCCCCACCCUGUCCCCAACGUAGCGCCCGGCUGUUGGAGCUCGACGCCGUCGCCCUUCGCCCAACGCGGCUUCUGGAGCCCGGCACCGCCGGCUGGAUCCCAAGCCCCACCCCAUCCCCAGGAGCUCGAUGCCAGCUUGCUGCAGCUCCAGGACGCCGGGCUUCAUGGGCACAACUGCUGGGAACGCCCCCAAGAGCCCGACGCCGACGACAGUAGCCCGCCCCCGCCUCUAGGAUCUCGACGGCUGGGCCGGCUGGCUGCAGAUCCUGGCCGCUGGGCUUCACGGGCUCAACCGCUAGGAAGCCCCCAAGAGCUCUAGCCUGGGAUCACUGCCGACGGCGGGUGAGGUCGACCAGAGACUGCCCCAUCCCCUUCAAUUAGGAAGGAAAGAUGGAAAGAACUUGGAUGAAUUGUAAGUUGUUUAGCAAGGAGCAUCGGGAGGGGGUCACUGAGUUCAUGGACUUUGUUUGUAAAAAUUUGAGUGGCAGUCAGAAGAUAUUAUGCCCAUGUCGUAAGUGUUUGAAUCGGUUACAUCAAUAUAAAGGACGUGUGGAGGAUGACUUACUUAUGUACGGGAUGUCUAACACAUACACUCGGUGGAUACAUCAUGGAGAACCAUUGGUCAUUGUCACUGGAAAUGUUGAGCAUUUGAAUGAAGAUAUUGGCUGCAAUGUUGAGCAUUUGAAUGAAGAUGUUAGCUGCAAUGUUGAAUUUGAGACGAAUGAGCCUCCGGAUGACCCAGAAGAUGAUCAAAUGUACCGUAUGGUACAGGAUCUGUACCCAGAUCAAAAUCAUGGACCAAGAACAAAGUCAAAGUUUGCCACCAUAUUAGAAGAGAUGAAACAGGUGCUACACCCCGGUGGUCCCUAUACUAGGUUUUCUUUUGUGGUGAAGUUGCUCCACAUCAAGUCAUUUUACAGAAUCAGCAAUGUUGCAUUCAGUGCUUUUUUUGACCUUUUAAGUUCAGCAUUUCCAAAUUGUUCUCUCCCUGCAUCCUAUGCUGAAGCGAAGAAUUUUAUUCGUGCAUUAGGACUUGGAUAUGAGUCAAUACAUGUGUGUCCGAAUAACUGUGUUCUUUUCCGAAAGGAGUUGGCUAAAAAGGAUGCAUGCCCAAUAUGUGGUGCUUCAAGAUGGAAGGAUGCAGAUAGCCGAAGGAAGAUUCCAGAAAAGGUUCUAAGGCAUUUUCCUUUGAUUCCAAGGUUGAAGAGGAUGUUUGGAUCGAAAGAACUUUCAGCUGAGGCACAAUGGCACAAGUUGAAGAGGAAACCAGUGGACAAUGAGCUUAGCCAUCCUGCUGAUGGUGAGGCAUGGAAAGAUUUUGAUAGAAAGUAUGAAUGGUUUGCAAAUGAUGCACGGAAUGUCCGACUUGGCCUCGCUACUGAUGGGUUUAAUCCAUUUGGGAAGAUGAGCUCCUCAUAUAGCAUGUGGCCAGUAUUUCUUAUCCCUUACAACUUUCCUCCGUGGCAAUGUAUGGAGCAAUCCAACUUCAUGAUGUGCCUACUUAUUCUUGGUCCGACAUGCCCUGGAAAGGAUAUGGAUCUCUUCCUGCAGCCACUGGUUGAAGAAUUGUUAAAUCUUUGGAGUGGUGUCCCUACUUUGGAUGCAUUGACCGGCAAAGAAUUUGAUCUUCACGCUGCAAUCAUAUGGUGCAUUCAUGAUUAUCCAGCAUUGAGCACACUUUCAGGUAGAGUAACUAGAGGCUACUAUGCUUGCGUUUGUUGUGAUAAAAAUCCUUGCUACAAAAGACUUAGGAACAAGAUUUGCUACAUUGGCCAUCGCCGUUUUCUUCCAGUGGACCAUAUUUGGAGGAGAAAGAAAGAUUUUAAUGGUCAGACUGAAGAACGUGCGCAACCGGAAGAAUUUACUCAGGAUGAGUUGAUGCAGCAAUUGGCGAGGGUGGAACAUGUAAGACCUGGGAACCAUCCUAAUAACAAAAAGAGAAAGAGGGUAGAAGAAGGUCAAUGCUGGAAGCGCAGGUCGACUCUGUGGGAUUUGCCAUAUUGGUCUAAUUUAAAGCUACGACACAAUCUUGAUGUUAUGCAUAUCGAGAAAAAUAUAUGUGAGGCCCUUCUUGGUACAUUUCUCGACAUCGCAGGCAAGUCAAAGGACUCUGUUACUGCGAGGCUCGAUUUAGAAGAUAUGGGCAUAAGGAAAAAUUUACACUUGAAGGAUGAUGGGAAUUCAACAUGCACUGCUCCACAUGCUCCAUAUGUGAUGACUAAAGCCCAGAGAAAAGCUUUCUGUGCUUUCAUAAAAAAUGUCAAAUUCCCAGAUGGAUAUGCCUCCAACUUAGCAAGGUGUGUUAGUGUUGAUGAAUGCAAAGUACAGGCAUUGAAAACUCACGACUGUCAUAUCCUUCUGCAAAGGAUAUUACCAGCCGGUCUCCGAGGAAUCAUGCAUAAGGAAAUAUAUGAAACAAUUGCUGAAUUAGGUAACUUUUUCCAGCAAAUUUGUGCUAAGAAAUUGAAGUUAGAUGCUUUGAACAAGAUGAGAGGUGAAAUCCCAAUAAUAUUGUGCAAGCUUGAGAAGAUUUUCCCGCCUGCCUUUUUUGAUGUGAUGGUGCACUUAUGCAUUCAUUUAAUUGAUGAUGCAAUCCUAAGAGGUCCUGUUCAAUAUGGAUGGAUGUACCCUGUAGAGCGUAGGUUGCUGACCUUGAAACGCUUUGUAAGGAACAUGGCAAGGCCUGAGGGCUCCAUUGCAGAGGCAUAUGUCGCAAAUGAGUGCUUGACUGCUUGCUCAAGGUAUUUUGCUGAUGUUGACACUAGGCACAAUCGUGAGGGUAGGAACAAAGAGCGUGUUCCUAUGAGUAGAUGUGGUUUAUCUAUUUUCCAGCAUGGAGCAAAUCUGUUGGGGGCACCAAGGCUUACAUAUGAGUAGAAGGAGUAUGAUAGGAUGGUUUGGUAUGUCCUCAACAAUACUAAGGAGGUCGAGCCAUUUAUAGAGAUUUACAUGAAGGAUUUACAAACUGCUGGCAGUCAUGAUGUUGAGGGGAACCUUGCUAAGGAAUUUCCAGGAUGGUUUAGGAAACAUUCUGAUAGGAUGAUUGUUGUUGCGUAUUGGUGAUGGAGAUUCCCAGUCCAGCGUCCUUGUUCAUCUGUGGGGUGUUGUCAGGCUGUGUGGCUACAUCCACAUAGCAUUUUGUUCCUGUCAAAAGAGCUGGUAGGGCUAUGGUGCUGUGUGGAGUUUCAUGCACAUGCUAGUGCAAUAGUUGGAGGAAGCUGCAGUUUUCAGUGAUGACCAUCACACGAGGAAAUACGCUUGCUACUCGGAGGUUUGUGAAUGGAGAACAAAUCGAUGAAGACCUAUAUGCAUUGGCAAGUCUACCACUUCUUAGAGUUCGUAUAUUUUCAGGAUGUAUUGUUGAUGGUGUCCGAUAUCACACCGUGGAACGUGAGAGCAGUAGAAGAACACAAAACAGUGGAGUUAUGGUUGAGGGCACACAUAAUGGAGAAGAUAUAGACUUUUAUGGUCAGCUAAAAGAAGUAAUACAGUUGCAGUACAACUCUGACGCUGACAGUCAAAGGACAGUGGUGUUAUUCAAGUGUGAUUGGUUUGAUACCUGUAGCAAAAAGUCUAGGAUGAAGAAUGAUGGAUAUUUCAAAAGCAUCAGCCAUGGAAGUUGUUGGUACAAGGAUGAUGCUUUCAUUCUUGCCACACAGGCAACAAAGGUUUUCUACUUGGAUGAUAACAAGCAUGGUGAACCCUGGAAAGUUGUUCAAAAAUUUUCGCAUCGGCACUUGUGGAAUGUGAAUGAGGAGGAAAAUGAUGACAGGCAAGAGGGAGGGGUUGAUCUGACAUACCAAGAUGAUGAGCAGGAAAUAUCUCGAGUUGAAACCAUGGAAGGAUCUCUGGUCGACAAACAACCAGUCAACGAAGAUGGUAUAAGUGUACCAAAGUCCCUAGUUGAUCAGAUUCGCAGGCAACGGGAUCUGGAAGUUGAAGAAGAUGACCUGUACAAUGAUGAUGACGAUGAUGAUACCUUAGGGCAGUAUGAUAGUGAAAAUGAAUGUACAAUUAUGAUCCCUAAUGAUGAUGGUGAGUAUAGUGAUGUCGAGUAAUUGAGAUAUGUGAAUCUGAGUUGUGAUGAAAUUGUUGUUUUUAAACAGCUCCUAAUGUGUUAGCCGUGAAAUAAUUAUGAAUUGUGAACUCAAUUGUGUAAACUCCUUAAUUGAGAUAUGCGAAUUCCAGCUGUUCUUGGUGCCUGGAAUUGUACUGACA